AUGAAGCUUCUUGCUCUUCUUGUUCUCACUGUUCUUAUUGCUUCCGCCACUGCCUCCUAUCGCAACAUGGAUGCCAAUGCACGUCUUCUCAAGGAGAUGGAAAUGGAGAUGGAACUCGAGGACGAAGUCAAACAACUCUCUCGUGCUCGCCGUGUUCCUGCUGGAUCCGACACACGCUCAUGUGGACGCAAGCUGGUCAUGUAUGUUAUCGCAGUCUGUGGAGAAGUCUGUAAUUCAAAGACCGGAGUCGACAUCGCAACUCAUUGCUGUGGCCAACAGUGCUCCGACGACUACAUCCGUACAACCUGUUGCCCACAAUAA
Messenger RNA from Caenorhabditis remanei, 321 nucleotides. RefSeq lists its product as uncharacterized. Gene Ontology annotation, molecular function: hormone activity. Bases 1 to 321 code for a protein of 106 amino acids. NCBI's taxonomy places the organism in Eukaryota, Metazoa, Nematoda, Chromadorea, Rhabditida, Rhabditidae. The transcript is spliced from 2 exons. The record is from RefSeq and is a predicted model, not a curated record. Gene Ontology annotation, cellular component: extracellular region.